UUGUCGAAAUUAAAGAAUGCCUGUUGAUAGUUUUGUGUAAUAAAUAAGUUUUUUUUUUACGUUUUUUAAACCCUUAAAAUGACGAGCAUGACUUCAUAUAACAAUGAUAAAGUGGUGCAAGGUGAGGUCGAAUACCCCGCAACUGAUCCUGCUUCUGGGGCCUUCUUUCAACCGGAUUAUAAAAAGAAUGAAGACUUAAAGAUGAUGUUGGAUGGAUCUAAAGAUUCUUUGAAACUCGAGGCUAUGAAGAGGAUCAUCGGAAUGAUAGCUAAAGGAAGAGAUGCAUCCGACUUAUUUCCAGCAGUCGUUAAGAAUGUCGUUUCAAAGAAUAUAGAGGUUAAAAAACUAGUGUACGUAUAUCUUGUACGGUACGCUGAAGAGCAACAGGACUUGGCUUUGUUAUCUAUCAGCACAUUCCAAAGGGCACUUAAGGACCCAAAUCAAUUAAUAAGGGCUAGUGCUCUCAGAGUCUUGUCGUCAAUCCGUGUACCCAUGAUCGUACCAAUCGUAAUGCUAGCUAUUAAAGACUCAGCAAGCGAUAUGAGUCCAUAUGUGAGGAAGACAGCCGCCCAUGCUAUACCUAAGUUAUACAGCCUAGAUCCUGACCAGAAAGAGGAGCUGGUCGCGAUCAUAGACAAACUUUUGUCUGAUAAAGCUCCUUUGGUUGUGGGGUCAGCAGCCAUGGCGUUUACUGAAGUCUGCGGAGAUAGGAUGAGCUUAAUUCACAGAAGCUAUAGGAAACUUUGUUCUCUUCUGGCAGAUGUUGAUGAAUGGGGUCAACUGACUUUGCUGAACGUUUUGACUGUAUACGCUAAGAGUCACUUCCCCAAUCCAAAUAAUGAUGUAAGUAUAAGUUACUCGAGUGAAAGCGAAAAGCCAUUCUACGAUUCGGACAGUUCAGGCGAUAAGGACAGCGCCCCGUCGGUGGACCCAGACUUACGUUUACUACUGCGUGCCGCUAAGCCACUAUUGCAAAGUCGGAACGCUGGCGUAGUUAUGGCCGUAGCACAACUUUUCUAUCAUUGCGGGCCUGUUCAAGAGUUGCCGCCUGUAGCGAAAGCCAUGAUACGUUUGCUACGAGCUCCGAUUGAAGUCCAGAGCGUCGUCCUCAACUCGAUAGCCUCUCUCACAGUCACCAGGCGGUCACUUUUCGAACCGUUUCUAAAAUCAUUCUUCGUGAGAAACUCCGACCCGACACAUAUAAAGCUCCUCAAAUUGGAGAUCUUGACCAACUUGGCUACCGAGGCCAGCGCCCCGGUUGUCCUGCGCGAGUAUCAAACCUACGUCACGUCUAAUGAUAAAGCCUUCGUUGCUGCCACUAUUCAAGCGAUAGGCAGGCUGGCGGUCGCCAUUAGUACGGAAACGGAAACUUGCUUGAAUGGUCUGCUGCAUCUGCUAUCGAGUAAAGAUGAGUGGGUGGUGUGCGAGGCGGUGGUGGUGGUGAAGCGCGUGGUGGGGGGCGGCGCCGCGUCCGCCAGCGCGGCCGUCGCUAGAGCUGCCAAGCUGCUUGAAAUAAUCCUCCCCCCCCCCAGGCUGGCGGGCGCGGCGCGCGCGGCGGCCGUGUGGCUGGUGGCGGAGCACGGCGCCAAGCUGCCGCGGGCCGCCGCCGUCCUGGCGCACAUGGCGGCCGCCUUCGCCGACCAGGACGAGCUGGUGAAGCUGCAGCUGCUGUCGCUCGCCAUGAAGCUGUCGCUGACGCAGCCGGACACGCUGCCGGUCUGCAAGUACGUGCUGUCGCUGGCGCGCUACGACGCCAGCUACGACGUCCGCGACCGAGCGCGCAUGCUACGGUGCUUCGUAGAGCCCGCGCCUACGUCGCUGCUGGCGCGCUACGCGGCCUACAUCUUCUGUCCGGACAAGCCGAAACCGAUUGUGCAUUCUAAUUAUAAAGAAAGAGACCAGUACACGGUGGGAUCUCUGUCCCAGUACAUCGGUUCGGCAGCUGUGGGCUAUCGCCCCUUACCAUCCUCCCCGAGGGAAACCAUCGCUGCUGAGUUGAGGGAAACGGCUGUUCCUGUCAGCGCUCCCGUUGUUGAAGAGGGACAGAAAAACAAGAGUUUCUACUCGGAACCGGACAGCGACGUUUCUGGUUCGACAUCAUCGAGUUCCUCAGACUCCAGCAGUUCUGAAGAAUCUUCUGACGAGGAAGAAGCAAACGAAGUCGUAAAGAAAGAAGAGAAACCGAAAGAGAGUAACAAUUAUAAAUCGUCAAAUUCUGGGACAUCAGACUCAGAGUCAGACAGUGAGUCGUCCAGUUCAGAAAAUGAGUCGGACGACUCUGAAAGUAGCGAGGAUGACGAGAAGGAUGAACAAAAGGUCAGUUGUAUUUUAGUAAAAAAAAAUUUGUUGUUAACGUUAUGUCAUUGUCUAUAUAAGGAAACACCAAAAACAGAAUCAGAAGCGAAGGAUCAGAAAAACGAGAAGUCAAACUUGGAAUUACUUCUAGAGCUGGAUGAAGUCGCCAGCUCCUUACCCACCAUGACACCCACUUGUGGAGGUUUCUUGUCACCACCGAGCGUCCCUCCCUCUGGGGUUGGAGAGGUUGACAGCAUUACCCCUGUGGGCCCCUCGCUGGUCCCGUCGACUCAGACGGAGGUGAUCUCGCGCGUGACGUCACGAGGCCUCGCUGUAACGCGUCGCUGGACCCGCGCGCCCCAUCUCUACUCGCACAAGAUGUGCGCCGUCGAGCUCUGCCUCACCAACCACACGCCCGACGACAUCGAGAACAUCCGCGUCAACAAGAAGGUAGCUCCCUCUCUGCCUCAUCUCUACUCGCACAAGAUGUGCGCCGUCGAGCUCUGCCUCACCAACCACACGCCCGACGACAUCGAGAACAUCCGCGUCAACAAGAAGGUAGCUCCCUCUCUGCCUCAUCUCUACUCGCACAAGAUGUGCGCCGUCGAGCUCUGCCUCACCAACCACACGCCCGACGACAUCGAGAACAUCCGCGUCAACAAGAAGGUAGCUCCCUCUCUGCCUCAUCUCUACUCGCACAAGAUGUGCGCCGUCGAGCUCUGCCUCACCAACCACACGCCCGACGACAUCGAGAACAUCCGCGUCAACAAGAAGGUAGCUCCCUCUCUGCCUCAUCUCUACUCGCACAAGAUGUGCGCCGUCGAGCUCUGCCUCACCAACCACACGCCCGACGACAUCGAGAACAUCCGCGUCAACAAGAAGGUAGCUCCCUCUCUGCCUCAUCUCUACUCGCACAAGAUGUGCGCCGUCGAGCUCUGCCUCACCAACCACACGCCCGACGACAUCGAGAACAUCCGCGUCAACAAGAAGGUAGCUCCCUCUCUGCCUCAUCUCUACUCGCACAAGAUGUGCGCCGUCGAGCUCUGCCUCACCAACCACACGCCCGACGACAUCGAGAACAUCCGCGUCAACAAGAAGGUAGCUCCCUCUCUGCCUCAUCUCUACUCGCACAAGAUGUGCGCCGUCGAGCUCUGCCUCACCAACCACACGCCCGACGACAUCGAGAACAUCCGCGUCAACAAGAAGGUAGCUCCCUCUCUGCCUCAUCUCUACUCGCACAAGAUGUGCGCCGUCGAGCUCUGCCUCACCAACCACACGCCCGACGACAUCGAGAACAUCCGCGUCAACAAGAAGGUAGCUCCCUCUCUGCCUCAUCUCUACUCGCACAAGAUGUGCGCCGUCGAGCUCUGCCUCACCAACCACACGCCCGACGACAUCGAGAACAUCCGCGUCAACAAGAAGGUAGCUCCCUCUCUGCCUCAUCUCUACUCGCACAAGAUGUGCGCCGUCGAGCUCUGCCUCACCAACCACACGCCCGACGACAUCGAGAACAUCCGCGUCAACAAGAAGGUAGCUCCCUCUCUGCCUCAUCUCUACUCGCACAAGAUGUGCGCCGUCGAGCUCUGCCUCACCAACCACACGCCCGACGACAUCGAGAACAUCCGCGUCAACAAGAAGGUAGCUCCCUCUCUGCCUCAUCUCUACUCGCACAAGAUGUGCGCCGUCGAGCUCUGCCUCACCAACCACACGCCCGACGACAUCGAGAACAUCCGCGUCAACAAGAAGGUAGCUCCCUCUCUGCCUCAUCUCUACUCGCACAAGAUGUGCGCCGUCGAGCUCUGCCUCACCAACCACACGCCCGACGACAUCGAGAACAUCCGCGUCAACAAGAAGGUAGCUCCCUCUCUGCCUCAUCUCUACUCGCACAAGAUGUGCGCCGUCGAGCUCUGCCUCACCAACCACACGCCCGACGACAUCGAGAACAUCCGCGUCAACAAGAAGGUAGCUCCCUCUCUGCCUCAUCUCUACUCGCACAAGAUGUGCGCCGUCGAGCUCUGCCUCACCAACCACACGCCCGACGACAUCGAGAACAUCCGCGUCAACAAGAAGGUAGCUCCCUCUCUGCCUCAUCUCUACUCGCACAAGAUGUGCGCCGUCGAGCUCUGCCUCACCAACCACACGCCCGACGACAUCGAGAACAUCCGCGUCAACAAGAAGGUAGCUCCCUCUCUGCCUCAUCUCUACUCGCACAAGAUGUGCGCCGUCGAGCUCUGCCUCACCAACCACACGCCCGACGACAUCGAGAACAUCCGCGUCAACAAGAAGGUAGCUCCCUCUCUGCCUCAUCUCUACUCGCACAAGAUGUGCGCCGUCGAGCUCUGCCUCACCAACCACACGCCCGACGACAUCGAGAACAUCCGCGUCAACAAGAAGGUAGCUCCCUCUCUGCCUCAUCUCUACUCGCACAAGAUGUGCGCCGUCGAGCUCUGCCUCACCAACCACACGCCCGACGACAUCGAGAACAUCCGCGUCAACAAGAAGGUAGCUCCCUCUCUGCCUCAUCUCUACUCGCACAAGAUGUGCGCCGUCGAGCUCUGCCUCACCAACCACACGCCCGACGACAUCGAGAACAUCCGCGUCAACAAGAAGGUAGCUCCCUCUCUGCCUCAUCUCUACUCGCACAAGAUGUGCGCCGUCGAGCUCUGCCUCACCGACCACACGCCCGACGACAUCGAGAACAUCCGCGUCAACAAGAAGGUAGCUCCCUCUCUGCCUCAUCUCUACUCGCACAAGAUGUGCGCCGUCGAGCUCUGCCUCACCGACCACACGCCCGACGACAUCGAGAACAUCCGCGUCAACAAGAAGGUAGCUCCCUCUCUGCCUCAUCUCUACUCGCACAAGAUGUGCGCCGUCGAGCUCUGCCUCACCAACCACACGCCCGACGACAUCGAGAACAUCCGCGUCAACAAGAAGGUAGCUCCCUCUCUGCCUCAUCUCUACUCGCACAAGAUGUGCGCCGUCGAGCUCUGCCUCACCAACCACACGCCCGACGACAUCGAGAACAUCCGCGUCAACAAGAAGUUGUUGACGGGGUCUCGCGCUAUCCAUGAGUUCGCAACGAUCCCACGUCUGGGCCCCGGGUCUAGCGUGACUGGUACUUUGGGCGUGGACUUCGCUGACUCUAUACAGCCUAUCGAGUUCACCAUCAUUAGUUCUUUGGGUGAAGUCCAAGCAUCGAUCACCCCACCGGUGGGCGAGCUGAUGAGAGCGGUCACCAUGUCUCCAGCACGUUGGGAUCAAGAGCAGAAAAAGUUACGGGGAAUGACUGAGUGCAGCAAACAAGCCGUUAAACUAAAAGACGAACAAGCGAUAUGUAAGCGUGUCUUCGAAACCGCUAACCUAGCCGCUAUCGCAGCUACCGGAGAAUUUCUGAGGUUCGCGGGACGAAUGAUGUCGUCGCAAGAUUUAGUUUUACUGUCCGUUAAAAUAGACGACGCUUGUACGGUGACCGCUAAUUGUUCCAAUAUGGCCAUCGCGUCGAUGUUAGCAAAUCAAAUCGCACAGGCCUUUGCUAGAAAUUAACUAAAACUUUGUACCUACAUCAAAAGAAAAGAAAAGGAUUCGUUCUAAAUAUAUGUUCGAUUAUUAACGGUUCGUAAUCGAAACUAACCGUUUUUUGAAUAUAGGAACAGAGAUUUGUAAGCAAAA
Melitaea cinxia (Glanville fritillary) is the source of this 5964-nucleotide messenger RNA. RefSeq names its product AP-3 complex subunit beta-2 (gene rb). The transcript has 22 exons. Gene Ontology annotation, biological process: intracellular protein transport; vesicle-mediated transport. Lineage: Eukaryota; Metazoa; Arthropoda; Insecta; Lepidoptera; Nymphalidae. The record is from RefSeq and is a predicted model, not a curated record. Gene Ontology annotation, cellular component: membrane coat. Bases 79 to 5838 code for a protein of 1919 amino acids.